Messenger RNA from Rhopalosiphum padi (bird cherry-oat aphid), 2225 nucleotides. Its product is annotated as GATA zinc finger domain-containing protein 14-like. Gene Ontology annotation, molecular function: single-stranded RNA binding. The record is from RefSeq and is a predicted model, not a curated record. Gene Ontology annotation, biological process: regulation of alternative mRNA splicing, via spliceosome. NCBI's taxonomy places the organism in Eukaryota, Metazoa, Arthropoda, Insecta, Hemiptera, Aphididae. The transcript has 4 exons. The coding region runs from base 721 to 2097 and encodes 458 amino acids. Gene Ontology annotation, cellular component: nucleus.
CACUAUUGCGUAUCACAGCGAGCAGGCUGUGAAGAUGUAAUUUGUGUCAAUUUUGUGAUCAUACCUCAUGCCUAUUAAUUUUAUCAUGUUUAAAACCGCGUUAUAAAUUAUAAUUUUAAAACUUAAAACUGUUUAUGACAAUGACAGCAAUAAGUUGAAUUAAAGAAUAAUAUAAUAGACUUAUUGGUGUUUGCCGUAGUUGGUGUUUUGGUGAUACAAAUUUCUUUAUUCGAUUAGUCGUCUUUGACAUUGUACAAUGUUAAACGCUCAUAGUGUUUAGUGUUUACAUUUUGUAUUUUUGUAUACAAUUUCUUUCCAAUUAUGAAUGACACGUCGUAGGUAGUAGCAAAAUAUGUUUGUAUAGAUGGUGCAGCUGCAUGCCAGUAUAGUGUAUAUACGUUGCCAAAGACAAACGUGUUUUAAUUUUUAAAACAAUAGUGAUCUACAAAAUUUGAUACCUGAAACCUGAUAAGGUUUAUUAUAUUAUUUUGAAUAUUUUACUGUUGCCUAAAUAUUAAAUUAAAUAAGAAACAACGUAUUAUUAAUUUUUUUUUUAUCGACUCUUUGGACAUUGAUUAUUCAUAUCUGAUGUUAUUUUUUGUUAUACCUUAACUAUUGAGGAAUUUCAAUUCGUCAACUAUCAAUAGAUUAUUUCCUGAAGAGUCAUAAACUCAUAAGUCAAAUUGACUGUUGAGAGUAAAACACUUAAAUUGUCUUGUGAUGGAUUUUGCUGAUGAUGUUACCAAUAAUGACGAAAUUGAAAAAAGGGUUAGAACCCUUUGGGUGGGUAAUCUUCAUCCGAAAGUGUCCAGCAGAGAUAUAGCCGAACUGUUUUACCAGGUAGGGCCAGUUGAAUAUGUAGAAUUUGCAUAUGACGAAAAUGAAAUAUGUGAAAACUUUGCUUUGGUUGUGUUCAAAUAUUCAAGUUCAGUGGAAGAUAGUUUAAAAAUUUUUAAAGGCACUAAGUUGUAUGGGUUGCCAAUAAUAACAAAAAAUUACUCAAAUCACUUUGAAGAUCCAGUUUUUAAUGAACAACUUAAUUAUUUUAAACAGUUAAUUAAAGUCGAACAAAACUGUCAACCAAAUAGUCCUACUGAAUGUAAAUGGAUUGAUCAAAGUUUAGAUGAGAAAAACAUUCCAGAAAGUCUGCCUCAACCACCUAUGCAUGAAGAUCAUAGUCAUAGUAAAAAUCAUGAUAAUUAUGAUCGUAGAAGUAGUUCUAAAGUUAAUUCAAGUAAAUAUAGACAUCAUACCCGUAAUUCUAAACGCCAAAAUUCAGUAAAUAGUGGUGAAUAUUAUCCAAUCGAUAAAUCUCACCACAGUCAAAAACAUUAUAAAAAUUCUGAACACAACAGCAGCUCUGGUUCAAUGGAGAUGUUUAACUAUGAACGGGAUUCAUAUUAUAAUAAUCCAAAUAAUGAUCGUAAACACCAUGAUCAUACAUCAUUUAAUCGAAAAGAAAGUGCAUACCACAAUCAGGAACCUAUGUCUACGCAUGAAAAACAUUCUGGUAAAGAUAAUAAUAUGCUAGUGCGUGACCUAAGAGAUACUAUGUUUAGGAAACGUAAUCGCUUAGAUUCUAAUUUUCAUAUUGAUAUGAAUACUAAUGCUGGAUGUACGUCAUUAUUAGAUCUCAGAGAUACUAUGUACAAAAAUAAGAACAGUAGGGAUCUUGGACAACAGAAUUAUGAAUCAGAUUCUAAUAAUCGAUGGUCAGAAAGAAAUCAGAACAUACAUGGUAAUAGUUACUUAAACAAAGAACCUCGCAAAAAUAACUAUAAUUCGGAGCGUUACAGUGAAUCAAGUACUAAAUAUCAAAAUAAUUAUGCUGAUAGAAGUUAUAACCAAGAUAAAUCAAACAAUGGUAUUCAAGAAUAUGGCAGUGAAUUUCCUAAUAAUUAUAAUGAUGGUUAUAGACGCGACAAAAACUGGCGUAACAAUAAUAAGUACAACAAUCCUCAGAACAUGGAAUCUAGCAGUCGUCAGCACAAUUCUUACCAUCCUUAUAAACGAAACAAUGAACACAGUGGUCAUAACCGCAAUAAAAGUCACAACAGAGGGGGUUCUGACCGAUCAAGACAUAAUUAUUAUUCAUAAAAUUAAUAAAUUAUUAAUGUAAUUUUAUGAAUAAGCUCAUUGUACAAUUUUGAAGUUAACUGUUAAGUAUAUAUUUUUUUUUAAAUUAAAAUUACAUUAUAUAAAUAUUUUUAUAUUUAUCAAAAUAA